GCUUAAUAGAAGACGAUGAAUAUCUAUCACAAUGUCUCGAAGAAGCCUCUACGUUUCAGUUUCCCAAUGCUCUUAGAAGGUUAUUUGCGACCAUAAUGAUUUUUUGCCAACCUGGAGAUAUUCGAAAGUUAUGGAAUGACCACUUUGAUUCACUAUCUGAAGAUCAUCGGUUACACUGUCAAAGUAUAGAACGAGUUCAAAAUAUGGUUCUUACCGAAAUAAGUGUCUUGGUACAAUCCAUGGGUAAAAAUUUCAAUGAAUUCGAUCUUCCUAAGAUAACAGACGAUGUUAACUUACAAGAUACAGGUUAUCGUGAGUUACAAGAAGAGUAUGGGAUUGUUUUGGAACCUGAACACUUGAGUGCCAAACAUUCACUUAAUCCGGACCAAAAAAACGUGUUUGAUGAGAUCAUGAUGCAUGUUGAUAAUGAUCUUCCAGGCGUGUUCUUUAUUGAUGGUCCAGGUGGAACUGGAAAAACAUUUUUGUACAUUGCCUUGCUUGCUGAAAUUCGGUCACGUGGUCUUAUUGCUCUCGCAACAGCUUCAUCAGGUGCAGCGGCUAAUAAUAUGCCAGGAGGUAGAACGGCUCACUCGAGAUUCAAGAUUCCUCUUAAUCUUGAAAAUAACUCAAUGUGCAAUAUUAAAAAACAGAGUGGGGCCGCUAAACUGAUUCGCUCUGCCAAAAUAAUCAUAUGGGAUGAAGCGUCGAUGGCUAAACGACAAGCGAUAGAGGCAGUCGAUCGUACAUUCCAAGACAUUAUAGGUGUUAGUCUCCCAUUUGGUCAGUGGCGGAGCUUGACCAAAACUUUCGAGGGGGCGUAAAGUAAUGGGACCCAAAAAACUUUUUUCCUAUCGUUAUGUUUCGGUUCGAAUUGGGUUGGCUAUUCGAUUCAAAUCGGGUCAAAUAAUAAUAGUUCCAAAUAAAACAAAGUGUAUAUUUACCACACUACCCAUCAUUUAUGUACAAAGUUUAUAAAUAUUUAGAAUAUACAAUUUAGGAAAAAUAAUCUAGGGGGCGAUCCUAUAUAAUUUUAAAAUUUUCGGACGAAAAAUCGGAACUUGUACACUUCUAACCGAAAUAUUGGGGUGGGCGGGUGCACCCCCGAGCACCCACUAUCCUCCGCCUCUGCAUUUGGUGGAAAGAUAAUGGUUAUGGGAGGUGACUUCAGACAGGUGUUGCCGGUUAUCAAACGUGGCACUCGAGCACAGAUUGUAGACUCCAGCGUACGAAUGUCACCUCGUUGGUCUUUGACUAAGAAGAUGCGGUUGACCAUAAAUAUGAGAGCGCUGAAAGAUCCACGGUUUUCUAAAUUUCUUUUAAGAGUCGGUGAUGGAACUGAAGAACCAAUCGAAGGAAACUAUAUCCGCAUACCCGAUGACAUGACAAUUCAGUGCAACAACAGAGAAAACGCUAUAAAAGAAUUGAUCCAUGCCAUCUUUCCAUCAAUUGAAGAUAAUGUAUAUUCUUCAGAUUAUAUAAUCUCUAGAGCAAUAUUGUCCACUAAAAAUGAUAGUGUUGACGAGAUUAAUAAUCAAAUGAUUGAAAUUUUUCAAGGGGAGGAAAAAGUUUAUUACAGUUUUGAUGAAGCUGAAGACGAUCAGCGCAACUUCUAUCCGGUCGAGUUCUUAAAUUCGCUAAAUGUUAGUGGUUUGCCGCCUCAUAAGCUUCAUUUAAAAAUUGGAUGCCCAAUAAUAUUGUUACGUAAUAUCGAUCCAUCACAUGGCCUGUGUAAUGGCACGCGGUUGAUAUGUAAGGGUUUCAUGCGAAAUGUUAUUGAUGCGGAAAUUGCAGUCGGUCAACAUGCCGGAAAAAGAGUUUUUUUGCCAAGAAUCCCUCUAACCCUUUCUGAAGAUGACAUGUUCCCAUUCAAGCUGAAAAGAAAACAAUUUCCAAUUCGACUUAGCUUUUCCAUGAUGAUUAAUAAAGAUCAAGGUCAAACAAUUCCGAACGUUGGUAUUUAUCUACCGGAUUCUGUAUUUUCACAUGGACAACUUUAUGUCGCGUUAUCAAGAGGGAUUUCAAGACAAAGUACGAAGGUGUUGGUACAUCUCGCCAAAGAAUUCAAACAACGCGGAGUUUACACAUCAAAUGUUGUCUACCAGGAAGUGUUGCGUGAUUAAUUAAUCGCAUCCGUAUCAAAACGAAGGAGAGGAGAAGAUACAAGAAAGUCAUAAGCGAACGGAUGUAUUGGUAAAACAGGAAGAGAUACAAGAGACUCCCCGCAUUUUGUUUUUAUUGUUUUGUCCAGCUACUUGACUGUUUUGAACUCUUCUUGUUUUUAAUUACAUCUACUUCCUUGUUUUGUA
Messenger RNA from Helianthus annuus (common sunflower), 2306 nucleotides. Its product is annotated as ATP-dependent DNA helicase PIF1-like. Bases 1146 to 2120 code for a protein of 324 amino acids. The record is from RefSeq and is a predicted model, not a curated record. Gene Ontology annotation, biological process: telomere maintenance; DNA repair. Gene Ontology annotation, molecular function: DNA helicase activity. The transcript is spliced from 2 exons. Lineage: Eukaryota; Viridiplantae; Streptophyta; Magnoliopsida; Asterales; Asteraceae.